AGAUUCUGUCUUUCCCCCUGCUCUUAUAAAAACACAUCCAACCCAUUUCAACCCUCCAAUCUUCUUGCUUUUUCCCAUCAACGAAAACCCCUGAAAAUAUAUUCCCCCACCACUACUCAAUCAACAACAAAAAGUAAUCAAAUUAUAAUGGAUUCGAUCAAGUCCUUCAAGGGCUACGGCAAGGUGGACGAGAUUGAACAGCAAGCAUUCCGGAAAAGGACACGGAGGCGUCUGAUCAUCGUCAUUGUCUCCUCCAUCGUCCUUUUAACGGUGGUUAUCGGCGCAGUUGCGGGAAUCUUGAUACACAAGCGCAACAGCUCGUCGCCUUCACCCAACUCGGUUCCCACGGCCGAGUUGACCCCGGCCGCGUCACUCAAAGCGCUCUGCAGUGUGACUCAGUACCCAACCUCGUGCUUGUCCAGCAUCUCCUCCUUGGACACCACCAACACCACCGAUCCGGAGGUCCUCUUCAAGCUCUCUCUACACGUCGCCAUCAACGAGCUCUCCAAGCUCGCCGCCGACUUACCGGCGAGGCUCAUCGCCGGCACCAACGACGCGAAUCUCAAAGCCGCUCUAAAUGUCUGUCAAGACCUUUUUGAAGACGCGGUGGAUCGGCUCAAUGAUUCCAUAUCAUCCAUGGAAGUCGGUCAAGGCGAGAAGCUAUUAACGUCGGCGAAGAUCAACGACUUGGAGACAUGGCUGAGCGCCUCCAUCACCGACCAAGAAACCUGCCUGGACACACUGCAAGAGCUCAACUCCACGCUGGUUGACGAUGUGAGGACCGCCAUGGAGAAUUCCACCGAAUUCGCCAGCAAUAGUUUGGCAAUCGUGGCCAAGAUUCUCGGUUUACUGUCGAAUUUUAACAUUCCCAUUCACCGGAGGCGGCUGCUCGGGUUCGGAGGGGAAUUUCCGGAGUGGGUUAGCCCCGGUGACCGGAGAUUGCUGGAGGAGACCAGCACGACGGCGUCUGCGACGGUGGCGAAGGACGGCAGCGGGGACUAUAAGACGAUCACCGAGGCGGUGGCGGCAGUGCCGAAGAAGAGCGAAACGAGAUUUGUGAUAUAUGUAAAGGAAGGAAACUAUUCUGAAAAUGUGAUACUGGAUAAGAACAAGUGGAAUGUGAUGAUGUACGGGGAUGGCCCGACUAAGACCAUCGUCUCGGGCAACUUGAACUUCGUCGACGGCACUCCCACCUUCAAAACCGCCACUUUCGCGGUGGCGGGGAAGGGGUUCAUUGCAAAAGAAAUGGGAUUCUUUAACACAGCAGGGGCUGCGAAGCACCAGGCGGUUGCCUUCCGGUCAGGUUCCGAUCUGUCCGUGCUGUACAAAUGCUCAUUCAACGCCUUCCAGGACACCCUCUACGCCCACUCCAACCGCCAGUUCUACCGCGAAUGCGACAUUACCGGCACCAUCGACUUCAUAUUCGGAAACGCAGCCGCGGUCUUCCAGGGCUGCAACAUCCAGCCCCGGCAGCCCAUGUCCAACCAGUUCAACACCAUCACAGCUCAGGGCAAGAAGGAUCCGAAUCAGAACACCGGCAUUUCCAUCCAAAAAUCGUCUUUCUCCCCUUUCGACAACCUUACAGCGCCGACGUACCUUGGAAGGCCCUGGAAAGAAUACUCCACCACAGUUAUUAUGCAGUCGGAUAUCGGGUCGUUCUUGAAUCCGGUGGGGUGGAUAGAAUGGGUCUCCAAAGUUGAGCCGCCGAACACCAUAUUCUACGCGGAAUACCAGAAUACAGGGGAGGGAGCAACUGUAGACAAACGGGUUAAAUGGGCCGGUUAUAAGCCCACUCUAACGGCGGAUGAGGCUGCCAAGUUUACCGUGGACUCCUUUAUACAGGGCAGUGAUUGGUUACCACAAACUGAAGUCAAGUUCGAUGCAUCCUUAUGAUCUGACAAAAUGAAAGGCAAGAGAUUAAAAAGGAAAUAACGGAAUAUAUAGAUUUUUCUUUUCGACAUAAAAAUUGUUGUGUGACUUUUUUUUGUUUUUUUUUUAACAUGUUGGCACAAGAGGGAGAGGGGCUUCGAAUUAGUGACCUUCGCUCCGUUAAAUGUGAUCCCAGCUAAUUGAGCUACCUCUUGGGAAUGUGUGUGUAAAACUCAAAACGUUAUA
Corylus avellana is the source of this 2115-nucleotide messenger RNA. It is a transcript of the gene PME1, whose product is annotated as pectin methylesterase 1. Gene Ontology annotation, biological process: cell wall modification. Gene Ontology annotation, molecular function: enzyme inhibitor activity; pectinesterase activity. The record is from RefSeq and is a predicted model, not a curated record. Lineage: Eukaryota; Viridiplantae; Streptophyta; Magnoliopsida; Fagales; Betulaceae.